UAAUUUCAAGCACUUGGUAACAAGAACUAUCGUAUCCUUCGAAAAAAUCAGAGGUGGUUAGUCUUGGACUGUUGUUGGAGUCGGAAAACACGGCAUCUGGAAUUACUAAGAUCUUACGUCAUAUACAGAAAGAAUAUGUUCCACAAACGAUAAACGAAAACGGAAAAUUGGAGAUACUUCAACCGAUUCCUUUUGGUGGGGACCAAUUGACUGAGGAACGUUCUAUCAACAUCAUUCGCGCUUUUCUGGAUGGCGAUACCAGCUACGAUCGUAUUGAAGGUCUACAACCCAAAUUUGAGGACUGGCACUUGAAAAUGACUCUUUACGAGGUCAAAGAUUCGCUUUUUCGUAAAGAGACAUCAGGCGCAGAGUUUGGAACGACACAGUGGGCAAUGAACGUGUUACGUACAAGCAAUGCUAAAAAAGGUCCACAUGCUGCAAUGAAAGCCUACGGUGAAUUUUCGGAUAAAGAACUAGAUGCACAAAUAGUCGCUAUUACAAUGGAGCACUUCAACAUGGCAACAUUUGAAGAUGACCCAGUACCGACAAAUAUCAAAACAGGAUGUGAGGAAGAGAAACGAAAAUGGAUUUCUAUGCAUGUUGAAGAUAUAAUAAAAAGGUAGAUUUAUGUGAUAAUAUAUGUUCAGUAAUGUCGUCACUAAUAAAAUUACAUUUCAUCGUAUACUAAAUAACAAAUGUCUAGAUACACAGUAGCAUAUGCUGACAACAUAGGCAAUGUAAGAGAAAAACUUAAACAAGAAGGCAUAAGAAAGCUGAAAAUAUUCGUCUGCUCCAAAAAUGCUACUGAAGAAUGUAAUCAUUGCCCCUUCAAAUCCGCACGUACGAGGGAUCUUCAUGAGAAACUGAAGCAUAACAUGGACAGGUCAGAUAAUGUAUAUUUAAAUGUAAUUAUUAUGUGAAACCCAUGUUCAGUAUAUAUAUCGUACCUUUACAGUUAAAAUAAAAAUAAAAAUGUUAAA
Molecule: messenger RNA, 980 nt
Organism: Hydractinia symbiolongicarpus
Lineage: Eukaryota; Metazoa; Cnidaria; Hydrozoa; Anthoathecata; Hydractiniidae
Exons: 4
Coding region: 315-623 (102 amino acids)
Source: RefSeq, a predicted model, not a curated record